Lotus japonicus is the source of this 1119-nucleotide messenger RNA. RefSeq names its product protein FAR1-RELATED SEQUENCE 5-like. Gene Ontology annotation, biological process: regulation of DNA-templated transcription. The coding region runs from base 1 to 1119 and encodes 372 amino acids. The transcript is spliced from 3 exons. Gene Ontology annotation, molecular function: zinc ion binding. The record is from RefSeq and is a predicted model, not a curated record. Lineage: Eukaryota; Viridiplantae; Streptophyta; Magnoliopsida; Fabales; Fabaceae.
AUGAAGGGUAAAGAACCAAGUGCUGUUAUAACAGAUGGUGAUCCUGCAAUGCGGAAUGCUAUCAGUCGAUUGUUACCUGAAGCUCACGAUCGUUUGUGUGCAUGGAACCUUUUACAAAAUGCUCAAAGGAAUGUUGGGGAUCCUAAUUUUGUGAAAGGAUUUAAAAGCGACCUUAACCUUGAAGACGAUGCAUGGGUUCAAGGGAUGUAUGAGAAAAGGCACAUGUGGGCUACAAGUUUGAUGAGGGGAAAGUUCUUUGGUGGUUUUCGCACUACCUCACGUUGCGAAGGUAUGCAUUCACAAAUUGGUAGGAUUGUUCGUUCCCGAAAUAGCCUACUUGAGUUUGUUCAGUAUUUUGAGCGUUAUGUGAAUUACAUGCGCUGGAGAGAGGUUGAUGCAGACUACAAGUCAGUGGUAGGUGACGCUGUUCUACAGACAAGCGUGCGAGAGUUGGAAAAGUCUGCUGCAGAUUUGUACACAAGGACUGUAUUUCUAAAAUUCCGUCCUUGGCUAAUAAGAGGGAGCGUAAUGAAAGUUGCCUCGAUAAAGGAGACAUCAUCAUGUAUCAUAUAUUCUAUGUAUAAGUAUUGCAAACCAAGCAAGCUCUGGCAUGUUGCACACGAUGAAAGUAUGUCCACCUUCAGAUGUUCUUGUCAGCGAAUGGAGUCGUUUGGGCUGCCCUGUGAUCAUAUUAUUGCUCUUUUGGUGCAUCUGGACAUUGAUGUCAUACUAGAGAGUUUAGUCAUGCACAGAUGGUGCAAGACAGCCAAGGAAUGCAUGAAAGAGAAAUGUUCAACCUUGGGUGUGAGUCUAUGGAAGACUAUCGACACUGUUGAUGUAAUGGCAAAGCAUGUUGUGAAGCUGAAGGCUAAGAGGGAUGCCACAAAAGGCGCAGCUGGUGAUAACGUUGAGACUCCAAAUGCCGGGUUUGAUAAUGUUAAAAAUCCUAAUGUUGUUAGGAGCAAAGGAUGUGGUACCUCUGCUGCGAACAGAACCAAGGUGAAAAGAAAGUGCACUGUCUGUAAGAUGGAAGGUCACAACAAAACAACAUGCACUCAGAACAAACGGCUCAAAGUAGCGCAUGAUGAUGCUGGUUGUGCUGGAGGUGGUGAUGCUUAG